UUAUUCUUUGUCGGAGAAGUAAAAAUGUCAAAUAAAGUGUAUUAUUCAUUACAAAUAGCAAUCAUAAAGUAAUUAAGAACAAGACCAGUGCUUAAAGGUGACACCUAAAAAGUAUAAUUUAUUUAAAACUGAACUUACAUUUACAAAACUGUAGACAAAGAGGAUUACUGAACGGAGUGUGGUCUCUAUUCCUUUCUUUUGAAAUAUUUUCUUGCUCUUUAGCGAAAAUUUGAUAAAUAAUUUUCCAUUCAAUUAUUUUAUGUUAUAAAUGACAAUAAAUUUGGAAAAUAGAAGAAAUAAACAAUAGCCCAUUACAAUAGAACAAAAACUUUAAUUUAUUUAGCGUAGUUGUGUCAACAUGGUGGCCUCUGCUCUUAGUCCAGAAACUCUUCAGAAGUUCCGCAAUAAUUUUUAUGCGGAUCCCAAAAAUAUCUUAGCUCAGAAUGUCUGCACGCGAGUAGAUCCUCUGGAAGUAUGUCUUAACCGUAAACAACUGGAAGAAACCCAACAUAUCGAAAAUGAAGGAAAACCCAUUACGAACCAAAAGAAUUCUGGCCGUUGUUGGAUAUUUGCAAGUCUGAAUGUUGUUCGAAUUCCAUUUGUGAAGCAGUAUAAUUUAGAUGAAUUCGAAUUUAGCCAAGGUUAUCUAUUCUUUUGGGAUAAGAUUGAACGCUGCAAUUACUUUCUCAACAAUAUAGUAAAAACAGCUCGCCGGGGAGAAGAAGUUGAUGGAAGACUUGUGUCGUUUCUGUUGCAUGACCCAACUUGUGAUGGUGGCCAAUGGGAUAUGAUAGUGAAUCUAAUAAAUAGGCACGGACUUGUUCCUAAAAAAUGCUUUCCAGAGUCCUACAGUUGUGAAUCGAGUAUGCGAAUGAACGCUGUUCUUAAAAGCAAGUUACGAGAGUAUACGAAAGUUCUACGUGACCUCAUUUCUGAAGGUGCCAGAGAUGUUGACCUACACAGCAAAAUUGAACAGCAGAUGGCAGAAGUGUAUCGAAUUGUUGGAAUUUGUUUGGGAAUUCCUCCAGAAACCAUUACCUGGGAGUACUAUGAUAAAUCUAAGCAGUAUAAUUGUGUGGGACCAGUGACUCCUCUUGACUUCUACCUCAAAUAUGUAUGUCUGGUAACAGAUCCAAGACCAACUAACAGCUACGGUCGUGCGUAUACCGUAGAUUGUUUGGGAAACGUGGUUGGUGGUCGACCCAUAGUGUACAACAAUCAGCCUGUGGAACUUCUUAUGAAAUUAGCAGCAGAGUCAAUUAAGACUCAGGAGCCAGUGUGGUUUGGCUGUGAGGUCAGCAAACGUUUUGCUGGUAAACAAGGCAUUGAAGAUUUGAAAGUACAUGACUAUAAAUUGGUGUUUGGUGUUGAUGUCACUCUGGGAAUGACCAAAGCAGAUAGAUUGCUGUAUGGUGAGUCAAUGAUGACUCAUGCCAUGGCUUUUACAGCGGUUUCUGUUGAUGCUGAAGGAAAUCCAGUCAAAUUUCGUGUUGAAAAUUCCUGGGGUGAUGAACGGGGGGAAAAAGGAUACCUCAUCAUGACAAGUGAUUGGUUUAAGGAGUUUGUUUUUGAAGUUGUUGUAGACCGUAAGUUUGUACCAAAGGAUGUACUAGAUGUUUUUCAACAGGAACCCAUAGUUUUACCUGCUUGGGAUCCUAUGGGAACUCUGGCCCAUUAAAUCUACCUGAUAUAAGCCCUUGUGUUCUCAAACAUUGAAAUGCCUCCUUAUUUUGUUUGCCUUUUUUGAAGGGAAAUGAAUAUUUCCGUACCUUAGGAAAAGCAUAGACCAUUAAUAUUGUACUACACCAUAGAUAAAAAUCACAGUUGAUUUUGUGUGGUAAUGUGCGAGUUCAAAUUACAUAUAUUCUUACGGUUUUCAUUAGGGCUGUGCUUUGAUUAAGAUAAUAUCAUGUAACUUUGACAAUUGAUUAAUCAGUCACUAUUUUUUAAUAAUGUGGUUAAAAUUAACACAUACAUGUAUAUAGGCAGUUGAAAAUUAGAUCAGUUUUGACCAUGUAAAUACAUCUUGAAUUUCACUAUAUUUUAAAAAUACAGAUCUGGUGAUUAAACUAAUGAAUGAAAGGGUAAUCCGUAAUUUGUUGCUUUCAGAUAAAUAAUAAUUCCACAACAAGGUUUAUUUUCAAUUUCAGAAAUUUGAUAACUUUGGGGUAUAGUGUUUUCAAUAUUGAUUAAAUAAUUGCCAUUACUGUGUGCAAAUCAUAAUAUUUAUCCUUAAAAGGCAAGAGUUGCCUUGACUUAUUAAUCAAUCAUUAAAGUUAUAUAAAAAUCAGUGAGUACAUGUACAAAACUGAAUGCAUGCAUUUCUAAGAGCUUGAAAAGAAAGAUGCUUUACAUUUAUUCAAGAUAUUGCAUAAUUCUUAAAAAAGAGCUCAUGUUGAACAAAGAUUUUUUAAAUUUUCGUUAUGUUUUUAUCUUGAUUUCUUUUCUGAAUUAUUUAAAGUAUCAUAAUUAUCAUAUAAUACAAUUAAACAUUUCUAGGAAUGUGAAACCUCAGCAAUGCAUUUGGACCAUCUUUUGAUAUUUUUCUAGAAUAUUUUUGCUUCUCUAGAGCUAAACUUAAUGUUUAAUGUUUUGUUUAUAAUUUAUGCCUUUCUGCUAUUAGUACUUUGAAUCUCUCAAAGCUUUCUGUUAAUUCAAGUAGUUUGAGCUUUAACAGAUAUAAUCAGAGAUCUUUUUAAUUACAUACAAAUUAAACAAAAUGUGAAGAUGAUUAUUACAGUUUUGGUGAUGAUGAUAUUUGUAUUUUAAAACUAUCAUGCUCAACUACCAUAUGUCUGGAAGAAAUUUAGUUUUCAUUGUAACCAAGGACCUUGCAGUUGAAAUACAUGCAGGGAUAUGUGGGGUGGGUGGAACAAGAAUGUUUUAUAUCUUUCACUGUUAUCCUUCAAUGGAGUCAUUACCUAGCACCCUGAUGAGAAACGAAACCAAAAAGAAAAAAAGGGGGGAAAAAAGAAGAAAUAACUAAUAAUAUACUCUUGUUAUUUACUCACAUCCAUGUUCUUUAAUAAUGUUUCAUUGCAUAUCUUUUAAAGAAAUUUUAAGUUUUUUAUAGGCAACUUUUUCCAAUUAAUAUAAUUUUUAAAAGAAUAAAAUCUGCUCAUAAAUUUAAUUUUAUUAAAAAAUGUCCUACUUGUGGAUUAAAGGUACUGUUGUGACGAUUGUUGUAAUAUAGCUUGAGAAUUACAUUCUGUACACUUGAAAUAUUUUUCAGAAUGGUGCUAUUUAAUUUUUAUUGCAGCUGCUUCAGUUCAUAAAUUUGAUUGAUUGCUCUUGAUAAAUUUGUCAUUUGUUAGUUAAAUUUUUUUAUAAUAUGCAGUGACAUUUUACAAAAUUAGUAAUGCAUCAACACUUCAGUACUAUGUUCACACAUCAGAGAUAUCACUGAUGAAUUAUUUUAACUUAAUAAACUGUCACAAUUAUUUUUUUGUGAUGUGAAAAAAAUGUUGAAUGCUUUUUCUCUGUAAAAUUUUGUAUAUUGUCUUAUUUGUGAUUCAAAAUUACAUAAAUAUUUUUAUGUGUGAGAUUCAAAACUAUACCAGAAGCAUUGUGUUCUUGAAUUGAAAAACUAACUUGAUUAAAAUUGUCAAUGGUUUCUGAUAUUGUUUGGAAACAAUUCUGUAAGUUUUUAUUCUCUUGGUAGUGCAUUUAUGAAAUAAACAAAAUCAUUGCAAAAUCAGCCUCUUAUAAUUUACUAAAAGCUGAUUCAACAUUUUCUUGCUUACUUUUAAGUGUAUAUUAACUCUGCAUUGAGGAUUAUGGAAUCAUUGUACUACUUAAUCCAAUAAAUAUUUGUAAUUUAGUUCUCUUAAAUGAAUUUAUGUGGAGAUUAUAAAUUCUACAGCAAAAGUAAACUAGGUAUAUUGACUGGCGUUUGGUUGUUUAAAGAACCCUGGAGGAUUCUGAGGUAGAACUUAUUUAUUAUGUUCAGAAGUAAAAAAACAAAAACUGGAUCUGGAGUCUACGUUAAUUAACAAAUUGUAGAGAAGACCAACGGUUUUGACAUUCUCAAAACAUGUUUCUAAAAAGUAAUUACAAAAUGUUGAAUGCAUUAAAAAAAAUCCAAAUUUUGUUGUCUCAGUUUUGGAUUCAUUAUUUUUAAUGAGGGGUAGUUAACAGGGAAGAGGAGUAGCUGAGUAUUCAAUAACAACCUGCUUUUUUUCCGUAACAGUAUUAACGGUAAUUGGGUUUUGUAGUUAUCAAUUAUUUUCUGAACUUCUGUUCUCUUUUCAUUUUUUAACUGUCAUUUAAUUCGCUUUUGAGAGCGAAUGUCCGUUAUGAUGUGCCAUUCCCCCUGGCAAAGUUUGUUUAUCUACCUAUAUUUUGUUUGUUAGACAGAAAUGAAGCUUCUUACCGUUUCUUAGUACAAAGAUGAAAUCCUAGUGUAUCCUAUAUUGACUAGUGUUCUUGAGAAGAGCAAUCAAGUUAAAUUUUACGUUGUAUAUUGGUGAAAUGCUUUCCAGUCAUAACCAUUAAUUGCAAUGUACAUUAAUUAGGAAAUAGAUACCAAAGGGAAACUCAGGCUGACCAAUAAAAUGAAGAUAUAAGAGCCUGAAUAGCUUCUGGCUUUUGCACACCAUUAGUGAAAUAUUUUUGUGUACUUAAUUUAUUAACCAAUUUUUGGUAUGAAUUGUGAGAAAAAAUCAUUAAUAUUGUGUUUUUUAAAUAACUGUUCAGAAAGAGAAUUUGAAAUAAAGUUUUGUUUUAUUUCAAAAGAUGUCUUGGAUUAUGCUGUCGCUAUUCUCAAAGCAGUCCUCACAAAUUAGUUGUAUGAGCAUAUAUGAUGAACAGGCACUUCUUGUUUAUUAAAUAUUUAUAGAAACACAAAUAUUUACAAAUUACAUGUACCAAUGAUGAGAUAAGGUAUAAGAAUAUAUGUGCAACUUGUGUAGCAUUAUGUUCUGUUCAGUGUGAUCUGUGCACAAGAAUGAAACUUCCCUCCGGUCAGUGUUAUGCCAAAAAGAUCUAUGUUUCAGAAGGUAUCCACUAUUGGUAAAGACUGUACAUAUCAUUGUGUAUUGCAUAUUACUCAAAUGUAAUAAAUGCAAGGCCAGUAUAUUACACAUCUUAAGCAAAAUGGUUGACAGAAAUGUUCAAAUUAAGAGUAUAAAACAGCUAAUAUCCACAGCUCUUUUAAAUGCAGUGAACAUCUAUUUACAACACAUGGAUAUUAAACUGUAACAUGGAAUGUAGAUAUGUGUAACGCAAUACCAAAGCUAAGAGUACACUUUAUCAUAUUUGUGAUCCCAGUCCUGUCUUAAUAUUAAGUGAUGUAAACCUUCAUUGUGCUAAUAAUGAUAGUAAAAUUGGUUAUUUAUACGCAAGGUUGUGCUUAUUUCUCUGUGAAUUAACAAUUGCAGAAUUUUCACUUUAAACAGAACUAAUCAAUAAUGUCUUCAUUUGUUAUCACAGGAUUUGAAACAAGCUUUUGUAUGACUAGUUUGCAUUUACUGGAAAUGCUUAUAAACCUAGCUUAGAAGACUAACAUUUAUCAAUAAAUGACAAAGAAUG
Gryllus bimaculatus (two-spotted cricket) is the source of this 5529-nucleotide messenger RNA. The record is from the annotation of a GenBank genome assembly. Lineage: Eukaryota; Metazoa; Arthropoda; Insecta; Orthoptera; Gryllidae.